AAUUAGCUCUAUUCCUGGGUCUUCAGAAACUGGGGCAAAAUAAUCAGGGUGGAAUCAGAGUCUCUCAGGGUCAAACUUGGUUCCAGCUGCGUGCAGUGAAAGCAACUAGAGGCAGAGCUAUCAAGGGCUGUGACAGAUGAGCAGUGGUCUGUCUGCAAUGAGCAUGUGCUCAAGCUAACAUGGAUACCAUCUUGGUCUUCAGUCUAAUCAUUGCAUCCUAUGAUGCCAACAAGAAAGACCUGAGAGAUAGCAGUUGCCAAGUGGAACAGCUGCCUGGGCUCUUCCCAAAGGACGUGAGAAGCAUCAGAGAAUUGCAAAUGCAAGAAACUCACACAGAAACCAAAAGGACAACAUUCAUUCAAAAUCAGACUAUGACUACCUUGCAGUGCCUUGGCUCUGGCAGCAAAGUAAAAGUCAACCUUGUAUAUUUGGAGAGAAGGCCAAAGGUCAAGCAUAUUCUGAAGAACCUGAGAAUCAUUGCUGCUCCCCAUAGAAACAGCUCUGCCUCCUCAAGCUGUCACCUAAUUCCCACAUCCAAGUUUCAGACUGGAUCUCUACUAACAGGCAAAGCUUUUUUACCAGGGAUCUCACAAUGUAAAGUCUAUGCAGUGAUGGGGGCUUCAUCAGAGACUUUUUCCACCACUACCCCUUCUAUAACUCCUGGGAAUAAAGAAGAGAAAACUACAAGUACUGACACAGAUGAGAACCUAGAGAAGAGACAGAAAUGGAGUACUGUGGUCAAAAUUCUGAUUGCUGUCACCCUGUUGCUCAGUGGAGUUGCCAUUAUAGUAUUUGUAAUUUUUGAAGUCCCAUGCCCUUGUCAAUGCCUAGGAGCCAGGGAGCUGUGCCAAUGCCAGCGGUUGUGGAGAUGGCAAAGGAAGGGAGGCCAGCCACCUGGGACAGCUGAAUUCAAGCUUGACUCUCAGCCUCAGAAGGAAAGUGUUGGACGAGAUGCUGCCAAUUCAUCAGACCCAAAGAAAGCUGCAGGGAUCACUGUUAUCCACCAGACAUACUUCUAAAAAGUUCUGCUGUAUCUCAAACACUGAAUGAUACUACACAGUCUUCUCCCUAUUAAUAUGGGCACAUUCUUGCCAAUUUCACACUCAUAUCUUCAGCAGGGACAUUACAAUCAAACACCAAUUCCUG
Messenger RNA from Macaca mulatta (Rhesus monkey), 1146 nucleotides. RefSeq names its product chromosome 16 C17orf78 homolog (gene C16H17orf78). The record is from RefSeq and is a predicted model, not a curated record. NCBI's taxonomy places the organism in Eukaryota, Metazoa, Chordata, Mammalia, Primates, Cercopithecidae.